This is a messenger RNA of Rhodofomes roseus, 1791 nucleotides long. RefSeq lists its product as uncharacterized. The record is from RefSeq and is a predicted model, not a curated record. Lineage: Eukaryota; Fungi; Basidiomycota; Agaricomycetes; Polyporales; Fomitopsidaceae. The coding region runs from base 351 to 1613 and encodes 420 amino acids. The transcript is spliced from 5 exons.
GUUCUCCUUGCGUGGGUCUGCGUUGUCAUGGACUGGUGCUACGACUAUCGUGCAUGCUACUUUUCAGAUGACGAAGAUUCGCUAGACGACAAACAGAGCACGACGCUAACGGAUGGGAUCCUUCUCACGGAGCUGGACUUGUCGAGCAGACAAGAUACCGCUCAGCAUCGCAGCAAUCCGUGGACCAUUGCAAAGAUAAAUGCCUCAAUGCGGACUUCGACUGCUGCGACCAAGUCGCAGGGCGAUCGCGGUCGAAAGCCUGGCUCCUCUCUUGUCAAGCCUAUCUGCACGCGCGGGAUAUCCAAUGUCGAAAAGCCUGCUUCCGCCGAACCCAAGCACCGGAUAGAUGUAUGGUCUCAUCGCGUCGUCUUGUGAUCAUCUCUGGAUGCACUGAACUACGUCAGCUUGCGUUCGGUGUCAGCGGUAGUAGGCCAAUAAAAUCACAAAAGCCCAAGACACAGCCCUCGAGACAUAUUGCUACAAGCGGAGAAAACGCGCCAUCACAACGUGCAGUUUCGCCGGUCGGGACUAGCCCUGAUACUACUCGCACUGCAGAAUGCGGACAGUCACUGCAGGAUGCGGGCGUUGUAACCCGGCGCAAAAGCGAAAUAAACCGAGCCAUUGAAGAAGUUCGCGUUCCGGAUGAUGCCUCGUUGAACUCUGUGGGAGACGAUGGCCGCGUGCAGGAAACAGUGCAGCCCGCAAACGACCAUUCCACUCUUAUACCCGCCGCCCCCGCCGCUCGCACGAAACAGCCAAACACCCGUCCCCAUUCACCUUCUGUCCUCCCUCCGUCCUCUCAAUCCCGAAGCCAUAUUCUCAAACACCAAGACCAUGUUAUCGGGACCCGCGCACCGCCUGCCCCCGGUCGGCCCAUUAAGCGUGACGCAUACAGCGCCUUCCCGCCUUCGCCAGACGCGGCCUGGGGUACAAUCCCAUCGAACAAGCCCAAACGACCUGCGCAGGGGGCUACCGCGCGCACCGCGACUGCGAAGAAAUUCAAAAUCCCGUUGCUGACGAACAACCGCGGGGAGAGCCAGCCUGCUGACGGGAGGCGCCCCGUAUACCGUCCGCCUCCUCGAGUAACGACCAAGUCUCAUAUCCACGACACAUCAGGAACAUCCUCCCGUGGCUCGCGUGCCGACAGGAACCCAACGCCUGCUGAUACGGACACGACUAACAAGCGACGUUUCAAUCCCGUCGUCACGAUCUACGCACCGCUGUCACCAGUCUCCUCUCCCGUUCGUCCGUUUUCCACUGAUCAAGCUACUAUCCGUGCCAGAGCUUCCCUUCCAUCGCCACCGCCCUCGGAUCCUAUCCCAGAGCCCGACGAUGACGAACGCCCCGCAUGCCCUCCCGUCCCCUAUGAGCCGUUCAAAAUCAGAUAUGCCAGUAUGAAGAGGAGAAUCGCUGAGCGCAAGCGCGUGUCGACAGGACUAUGGGAUCGCCUCGGUCUGCCCAGCUGCGGCAUCGUCUACAAAGAUCCUCCCUGCACCCUGACCUCGCGGGAAGAUGGAACUGCUCUUGAUAUGCUGCCAAACGAACUUGAAGAGACUCUAUUUGAACUGCCUAUAUGCGCCUGGAACCGAACCGACCUUGCGUCUCCUGCUUGACUGCUUUCGUGAAACGUCUUCGACUCGCUGCAGCGCACCCUUCCCCGGUCCACAACGCAACGUCCCGAUCAAUCCCGCUGCUCGUUCUUUGUGCAUUAUUCUCUCGCUGUCGCUCUUCCCUCGUCUCAAACAGUCCCUUUGUACGCUUCAGCGUCCCAAUACCCUGCGUGUAUGUGUG